Molecule: messenger RNA, 552 nt
Organism: Hyphopichia burtonii NRRL Y-1933
Lineage: Eukaryota; Fungi; Ascomycota; Pichiomycetes; Serinales; Debaryomycetaceae
Exons: 1
Coding region: 1-552 (183 amino acids)
Source: RefSeq, a predicted model, not a curated record
AUGCCAUUUCUAGGGCCCAGAAGAAAUGAGCUAAGGGAAAAUAUUAACUUUAUUGUCAAAGUGAUCUUACCUGUUAUUCUUGUUAUCGCUAUUACCCCAUACAUUGUAAAUCCUUCCAAUAUGGAAUCGUUUAAACGAAAUUUUAAUAUAAUACUAGUACUGAAAUCCCUAUGUGAAGAUCAACCAGAGCUAUGUGGCUUGUCAUUAGAUCAGGAUAUCAAUGAUUCGUUUAUUUUGAAGUCUGAUUUGAAAGAUUUCAUAUACGUUAGACCCUUUUUCUUUGAUAGCAUUGAUAAAUUUUUCGUUAAAUACUUUGGAAGGUUUUGGUUAAAGAAAAUCUUGGUUGAUACCAGUGAUGAAAAUUUUGAAGAGUCAGCCUAUUUAUUAAUUGGAUUUUUCAACUUUUCGGUUUUCAGUUCUAUAAGAUCACUUAUAAUCGCAAGACUACAAUUUUAUUUUCUAAUACAAAUAUUAGUACAUUUUGGUGAUAAAUGGGCUCUCCUAAUUGAAAAUAUUUGGAAUGAUUUAAAGAGUUCUGUGGACGUUUUUUAG